Penicillium odoratum is the source of this 1683-nucleotide messenger RNA. RefSeq lists its product as uncharacterized. Lineage: Eukaryota; Fungi; Ascomycota; Eurotiomycetes; Eurotiales; Aspergillaceae. Bases 1 to 1683 code for a protein of 560 amino acids. The record is from RefSeq and is a predicted model, not a curated record. The transcript has a single exon.
AUGGUAUCUCAAGCUCAAGUCGUUGAUCGCAUGGCACCAAACCAGAGUGCCCCUUCUGUGGUGUCGCGCCACUCGCAUUCUACUCGUCGUCAUCGAUCAGGACAUUCCCACCAUGGAGGCUCCGGAUCGUCCUCCUCCAACGACUUUCCCAUCUUCACGUACACGGGCGACACCGAGAUCGCGAUCCGCGCUGGGUCGCAAGAGAAACGAUAUCUCCUCCAUCGGUUGAUUCUGGCGCAAUGUUCGGGCUUCUUUGAGGCAAGCACAAGAGAGGAAUGGGCAGGGCAGAGUGCAGUUGGGCCCUCGAAGCCUGAUGGGACAUUGUCUCGGGUGAGCGAGGACGAUUCGCUCUCCACUGGGUCUACGCUCCUUGCGCAAUCUGAUCAUGGUUUACCGACACGACCUGGGGAAAAGCGACGAUGGAGGUAUGAGUUAGACUGGGAAAAUCGGGGAGAAGAUGAGGAGCCCAUACUUGUUCAGAAGGUCGGUCUCACGCAGUCGCAAUUAGCAAGGGGUGCCAGGUCCAUAGCUAAACUCAUUCUCCAACAGCAACCUACCUACGCUCCCAUAUUCACCCACGACCAGAGUGCGUUCCCUCCAACGAUGACCAAACCAUCCAAUGCGCAGGCGGGCUACUUCCGAUCCAUGGCAAACUUAGUAGGAAUGCAGUCGGUAGUACACCUCCCACGAACUGAAGGGGAGGACCGCAAUACCAUCGAUCCACUAGUUCGCGACUAUGAAAACCUCUUCCGCAUGUUCUACAAUCAUCCGCCAAUAUUGAACAGUGUGAACAUUGCCACGGCUUAUACAGAGUGCAAGUCUCUCCUCGCCCUGGCAGAUAUGUACGACGCGCUGGCGGUGACUGGUCCCCGAGUAGAUCACCACCUCUUAGGAUUCGGCUCACGGCUCUUCAAACAAAUCGCCAAAUACCCUCCUAGCUACCUCAAGCUGGGGUACCUAGCUCGCAGCAGAGUGAUCUUCUCCGAGGCGCUGAUUCAUGUCGUCGGCCAAUGGCCAGCCGCCCUACCAAAUCUGCGUAACGGCUCAUACGCACCCCUCCCAAACCCUGUCCUCGAUCUCAUCGAGGAUAAAUACGAAGAUAUGGAAGACCUCAAAGCUCGCAUCGAGUCCAAACUCUUUCGCCUAUCUCUGACGACAUCUCGGGGCGAGCGAGUCGGUCCCAACAACGCAUAUCUAGACUGGUUGGCCGUCUCUUUAUUCCGUCAGUGGCUCAUCGAGAGUACCACUCCCCCUCCUGCUCCUAUUCUCAAGAACCCUACCAACAACCCUCCGCAAACACCUGCACCAGGUUCCCAAACCAGCUCAUCGAGACCAACCGCACCGCCUGAUCCGGCUGCCCGUGUGUAUCGAUUGAUUGGAUCGUCUUCGUCACAGGCAUAUCUGCCCCACGAUGAACUGAAACGCUUCCUGAAGAUCCACCCUACCCAAUCAGCUGACUCGCUUUACACCCGCGACACGCUCAAACGUUUCGAGCGCAAGAUGGAUGAGAUUAAACGGCUGGCUCGUGAGAUCGUCAAACCCCUCAUGCGAAACUUUCUUGAACUCGAGCUGAAGAGUGCGGAGCAAAGCAGUGCGAGUUCCACGGCCAUUGAAACCCCGGAUGUAGGACUGCCAUAUUUGACCUGCACGAGGGUUGAAGAGGCUGAUCUGCCCUGGAAUUAA